CUGUGGCUCCCUGCGCUCUAACCUUAAAGGCUGGUUUGGACUUCGUGGGUUGCAGGGGUCAGGCCAGCACUCCGGCAUUUCUUCCCUGGAGAUCCUGCCGAAUCCCUCCCACCCCACCCAAGGAGGUAUCUUCCUUGCUUAGUUUACUCCUCUUUCAUGUCUUCCCCUGUCCAUGCUCCACUCCAUCCGACCUGACUCCCCGGAUUUAUGGUCCCAUUUACAAGAAGCAAUCUUCGGAAAAACAAGGCGAUGAUUUAAAUGGGUUUGCAUUAGAGUGAAAUAUGGUCGGAAACAGGCUUGUAAAAGUGCCUGGGCUCCUAGGGGAGCAGGUUAGGGACAUGGAAUAUGAAAAAUGAGAAGAUGCUCUGAAAAAUGGCAUUUCUCAACUCCCCUGCUUCCCAUGCCCAAGCCACCUAGGAAACCUCGACUCCGUGGAAAUAUUCGCGAAGACCUCAAGAAGCCCCUUCUUCAACUGAGGGCUGGGCUUUAACCCGCAUGUGGAUGCUAAUUGCCCAUCUCUUUGGGGUUGAAUUUCCGACCUGUAGCCGGUCUCCAUCAGAGGCAUGGGGUACCCGCCCCACUAGGGAGACCCCGCCUGCUGACGUGAUCCCCGCAGAGUUGGUUUCCUCCUGGCAAUUUUUGUGCACCGCCUAAAUUGCGUUUGCAGUCCGGCCAGUGGCGAGAGCAGGGCGAUCAGCUAGCUUUCUGUUGCCACUUCAACCUCAGCUGGGGAUGAGCUCAUGCUAACUGCAAAAUAAAAUCGCUUUCACUGACUGUUCCCUCUACUCCCAGUCCCUCUCCCUCACUAAUGCAGCCCCACACCCGAAUCCCAGGCUCUGAGCUUGGAGAUAGAGUCUGCUCUGCCCAGGAACAGUGGGGUGUGCUGGGGCGGGGGGCAUGCAGGUCCCAUGUCCUGGGUUCCGAAACAGGAGGAAGGCAUGAGCAGUGGGUCCAACUGCAGUGCUCUGCCUCUAGUCCCUGCAGCCUCUGAACUUGUGCCUCCUUGGCUGCUCUGAGGAAAAAUGGAUGGCUUUGAGGGUUUUGAGUUUGCGGAACUCUCUGGCCGGGUCUCCGUGUAUGUUUGGUUUUUGUUUUUGUUUUUGUUUUUCUGUUUCUUUAUUUGGUUAUCCUUUUUAGACCCCUCCUCAUGGCCCCUUCUCAGCUUCUAUUUCCUUCCCUCAUUCCCAAGUUCUUGCCUCUAGUCAGGUCUGGUACGACUUUGCUAACCCAAGGCUUGCUCCCAGGUUUGGUAGUAGCCAAAUCCAACCUCUUCUGUUAGCUGUGCAAGAUGAUCCCUUCAGGACUGUGCUGCCCAAGUCUAAAAAGUGACUCUUGCUCGCAUGCUUCCCCUAAGAGUGUGAAUUUUAAGAGGGGCCUGCUGAUGAUGGUCAGGCCAGCACAGAACCUCCCUGAUCUCCAGGAGUGGGAACUUUGUAGUCAAGCAGCGGAGGUGCUCACCUGAAGCUAGUGAGGCCCCUCUGAUCUCUGGAGCAUCCUGAUACCUCCUGAGUGUGCCAGCAUGGAGACUUCUUGCUGCAUGCACUCCCCUAAAGUGAUUUGAAGGCAAACUUAACUCUAGGUUGCUUGCAUUCUGGAACAGCCCCUGGCUUUUGUCAUGAAAACUCAAAAGAGUUUCCUUCAUCUCUGAGCUUGAAGCUGGACAAUUUGGGGGUGGGGACGCUGCAGCUACAGAAAGGAUGAAAAGAUGAGCUGAGACAAUACCUGAGGAUGUUUAGUGUGUGUGUGUGUGUGUGUGUGUGUGUGUGUGUGUGUGUGUGUGUGCCCUCCCAAGCCUUGAGGGGUGGGCUGCUCAUUCUGGAUUUAGCAUUUUAGUAUUAUUUCUCUGCCUGCUUUUCUCCUCAAUGGGAACAUGGACAUCAUCCCAGCUGGGCCUGUGUGUCUGAAAAACAGUGAAAUACUUAAGUUAAGAAAGUCAUUGCAGAUGAAGCUAGGGACAGUGUGCAAAGGACUCCAGGGGGAGCUGAUUUCUCUUCAGUUGCAUUUAAAACUGAGGCAACUUCCAAAGAAACAAAUGGCUGGUGUUCUACCCCCAUCCCUGUUCUCUGAGCUGGGGAGGGAUGGAACCUAAUGCCAGUGUGAACAGUGUGGGUUGGGACUAAAACCAUUCAGGGAAAACACUGUCAUUUUCCUUUAAUUUGCAAAUUGCAGCUAUUCAUGUUGGGUUGUAGAGCUGAGGCAAAAGAGGCCCUGAUUCUCACCUGCAGUUACAGAGAAGAGGCUGGCAGUGAGAGGGAUGCUCCAACUUGUGGCGUGUGCUGCAAACUGGGCAUAGCAGUUACUAUGCAUCCUUCUUUAGCCAUUCCUCAUGUUGAAAUAAGUGUGUAUGUGUAUGCAUGCACAAACACAGAUAUGAGCAUAUAUCUCAAUGUACUUCUCUUUCUCUGUAUUUCAAGUAGGUAUUUUUUAGUGGCUUUUUUUUAAAAUGUGGUUUUAGAAUCCCCUAGACUGCAAGUUCCACUAGUUUUCCAGCUUCUGUCAACCUGCAACAUGAUUAACGAGAAUAAAGGUAGAAUAACAGUAGGCUCCUUCAAAGAGAGGAAGAGGAAAAAGCGAGGAGGUGAAUCUCCUCUGGAACCAUCGGGUUCUGUUCAAUUAAAAUUGUGCUAUAUAAAAUCAACUCCUCCAAAUGACUGAAUUCUGAGCUUUACAGUGAUUUGAGCUUUCUUCUUUGCUCUGGUCCUUGUGGGUGGCUGUGGGGACCAUGCCAAACUGAUCACUUGAGAUAUGAAUUUAUAGUGAGAUGAGCCUGUAGCCUGGGGGAGGAGGUACUUGCAGACUAAAUGAGGGGAUGCUGAGUGCUGGGGGCCAGGAGGAAGUAAUGAGAUACUCAGAGAUACAACAAAUGCUGUUACUGCCAGCACAGCCAGGGCAGAACUGUAAAAUGCAGACCUGAACAGGGAUGACUACUCAGAUGUAAAUACUGCCUUUCCAUCCCUCGGAAUUCUCUUCUUACUGGUGUGCAAGGCCAGUGAUAGGACUGGAAAGUCAGAUACCUCAGAUUAGUUAUGCAUCCACGGCUCCCGAGCUCAGUGAUGAUCGGCGCUAUGACUUCUUCUCUCGAGUGGUCCCACCUGAUUCCUUUCAAGCUCAGGCCAUGGUAGACAUUGUAAAGGCCUUGGGCUGGAAUUAUGUGUCUACUCUUGCAUCUGAAGGAAGCUAUGGAGAGAAAGGUGUGGAGUCCUUUACACAGAUUUCCAAAGAGGCAGGUGGGCUCUGCAUUGCCCAGUCCGUGAGAAUCCCCCAAGAGCGCAAAGACAGGACCAUUGACUUUGAUAGAAUUAUCAAACAGCUCUUGGACACCCCCAACUCCAGGGCCGUCGUGAUUUUUGCCAACGAUGAGGAUAUAAAGCAGAUCCUUGCAGCAGCCAAAAGAGCUGACCAAGUGGGCCAUUUUCUCUGGGUGGGGUCAGACAGCUGGGGAUCCAAAAUCAACCCACUGCAUCAGCAUGAAGAUAUCGCAGAAGGAGCCAUCACCAUCCAGCCUAAGAGAGCAACUGUGGAAGGGUUUGAUGCUUACUUCACAUCCAGAACACUUGAAAACAACAGGAGAAAUGUGUGGUUUGCUGAAUACUGGGAAGAAAACUUCAACUGCAAGUUGACAAUUAGUGGGUCCAAAAAAGAAGACACAGAUCGCAAAUGCACAGGACAGGAGCGAAUUGGAAAAGACUCCAAUUAUGAGCAGGAGGGUAAAGUUCAGUUUGUGAUUGAUGCUGUCUAUGCCAUGGCACAUGCCCUUCAUCACAUGAAUAAGGAUCUGUGUGCUGAUUACCGAGGAGUAUGCCCAGAGAUGGAGCAAGCAGGGGGAAAGAAGUUGUUGAAGUAUAUCCGCAAUGUUAACUUCAAUGGUAGCGCUGGCACCCCAGUGAUGUUUAACAAAAAUGGGGAUGCUCCUGGGCGGUAUGAUAUCUUCCAGUACCAGACAACAAACACCACCAACCCUGGUUACCGUCUUAUUGGUCAGUGGACAGAUGAACUUCAGCUCAACAUAGAGGACAUGCAAUGGGGCAAAGGAGUCCGAGAGAUCCCACCCUCUGUGUGCACAUUGCCCUGCAAGCCUGGGCAGAGGAAGAAGACACAAAAGGGAACCCCUUGCUGCUGGACCUGUGAGCCCUGUGAUGGAUACCAGUAUCAGUUUGACGAGAUGACAUGUCAACAUUGUCCCUAUGACCAGAGGCCCAAUGAAAAUCGAACUGGCUGUCAGAACAUCCCCAUCAUCAAACUGGAGUGGCAUUCUCCCUGGGCUGUCAUUCCCGUCUUCCUGGCAAUGUUGGGGAUCAUUGCCACCAUCUUUGUCAUGGCCACUUUCAUCCGCUACAAUGACACACCCAUUGUCAGGGCUUCUGGACGGGAACUCAGCUACGUUUUAUUGACUGGCAUCUUUCUCUGCUACAUCAUCACCUUCCUAAUGAUUGCCAAACCAGAUGUGGCAGUGUGUUCUUUCCGGCGUGUCUUCUUGGGCUUGGGCAUGUGCAUUAGUUAUGCAGCCCUUUUAACAAAAACUAACCGGAUUUAUCGCAUAUUUGAGCAGGGCAAGAAAUCAGUGACAGCUCCCAGACUCAUAAGCCCGACAUCACAACUGGCAAUCACUUCCAGUUUAAUAUCAGUGCAGCUUCUAGGUGUGUUCAUUUGGUUUGGGGUUGACCCACCCAACAUCAUCAUAGACUACGAUGAGCAUAAGACAAUGAACCCAGAGCAAGCCAGGGGAGUGCUCAAAUGUGACAUCACAGACCUUCAAAUCAUUUGCUCUUUGGGAUAUAGCAUCCUUCUCAUGGUCACAUGUACUGUGUAUGCCAUCAAGACUCGGGGUGUACCAGAGAAUUUUAAUGAAGCCAAGCCCAUUGGAUUCACUAUGUACACGACAUGUAUCGUAUGGCUUGCCUUCAUCCCGAUAUUUUUUGGCACUGCACAGUCAGCAGAAAAGCUCUACAUUCAAACUACCACACUUACAAUCUCCAUGAACCUAAGUGCGUCAGUGGCGCUGGGAAUGCUAUACAUGCCGAAAGUGUACAUCAUCAUUUUCCAUCCUGAACUCAAUGUCCAGAAACGGAAGCGAAGCUUCAAGGCCGUAGUCACAGCAGCCACCAUGUCAUCAAGGCUGUCACACAAACCCAGUGACAGGCCCAACGGUGAGGCAAAGACAGAACUCUGUGAAAACGUAGACCCAAACAACUGUAUACCACCAGUAAGAAAGAGUGUACAAAAGUCCGUAACUUGGUACACUAUCCCACCAACAGUAUAGCUUUUGACUGCUUCCCGAAAGGCCCCGCUGCAAAAAAGAAGUAUGUCAGUUAUAAUAACCUGGUUAUCUAACCUGUUCCAUCCCAUGGAACCACGGAGGAGGAAGACCCUCAGUUAUUCCGUCACCUAAUCUGGCAUAGGACUCUUUUGGUCCUGCCUGCUUCCCAUCUCUGGAGGAGCUUCCCCAGCUGGGAGACCAGUGUUAGAGGAUCCACACAUCCUAAACAGCUGCUUUAUGAGACACCUUUACUUUAUCUUGGCUUAAGAAGUCAUUGGCAUCAGCACUGCCAUCUUGGCUGCAAUUUUGGACUCCCUACACAAAGGGAGACGUAAGACUCAAGUCCCACCCGGCUCUUUUGGAUGAACUGUUGAGAGCCUCAGGACUGUUUUUUUGGGGCUGAUUUGUCUUUCUACGUAUGUACUUCCAGGCUGCAAGGUUUUGAAAUUUUCUGUACAGUUUGUGAGGACAUUUGCACUUUGCCACCCAAUGUUGUACCUUGGUUCACUGUUUGUUUUUGAAUGCCCUGUUUUCAUAGAACCCUAUCCUCUCAGACGGUGGAAUCUUUGGGAAAAAUUUAAAACAACUAAAUUUAAAGAAAAAUAAAUCUCGGCAGACAUAAAAGAACACAACCCCACACACACAUCUGUAAAUGACUGUGUGGUUAUGAUUAUAGUAUCAUAGAAAGCCACAUUAUUUUUUUUAAGGACACACACAAAAAGAUAUUUAAAGACCAAAAACUGUGCUGAGAAGAUAUGCUCCACCUAUCUUUGGUACACAAGAGGUGAUGUGAUGUGAAAGAAAAGCAUUGGCUAAAUGGAAUAGAGGUCUUGAUCUUUGGUAUGCAUGCCAGUAAUGUAUUUUACAGUACACGUUUAUAUUUAUGUUUAAUAUUUGUAUUUGUGUUCUCUUUUGUUAAUUUACUUAGGUAUAUGGAUAUUUUGCAAUAAUUUUAAUGAUUAUUAAGCUAUCUGAAGGAAAGAAUAUGGAUUUUUCAUGUCUUGAGGUUUUGUUCAUGCCCCCUAUGACUGACCAAUGUGAUAAGGACUUUAAAAAAGAAGCAUGUAUGUUUUUUACUGUUUGUAAUAAGUACUUUCGUUAAUCUUGCUGCUUAUGUGUCAAUUUAGUGGAAAAAAAUCCCUUGCUGAAAAAAAUUUCCUUUCCAUUCUCUUCCAGUUCUGUGGUAUUGUCUAAGAAUGUAUCAAUAAAAUACUUUGGUUAACUUUUC
Peromyscus californicus insignis is the source of this 6485-nucleotide messenger RNA. It is a transcript of the gene Grm7, whose product is annotated as glutamate metabotropic receptor 7. Lineage: Eukaryota; Metazoa; Chordata; Mammalia; Rodentia; Cricetidae. Gene Ontology annotation, molecular function: group III metabotropic glutamate receptor activity. Gene Ontology annotation, biological process: G protein-coupled glutamate receptor signaling pathway; regulation of synaptic transmission, glutamatergic. The transcript is spliced from 11 exons. Gene Ontology annotation, cellular component: membrane. The record is from RefSeq and is a predicted model, not a curated record. The coding region runs from base 3116 to 5260 and encodes 714 amino acids.